UCACAUUCACACCAAUUUACAAUGCUUCAGUUGAGCGAGUCUUCUUCAACCUCCAAACUCACACAAAACUAACCAAGCUAAGUUGCAAAACACAGCUCAGCUUAUAUAAUUCCCAGCCAUGUCUUGGUGCACCAUUGAGUCGGAUCCUGGUGUAUUUACAGAACUUAUACAUCAAAUGCAAGUUAAAGGGGUACAGGUUGAGGAGCUGUAUUCGUUGGACCUCGAAGCUCUCGAUGGCUUAAGGCCAGUAUAUGGGUUGAUUUUUCUUUUCAAAUGGCGUCUCGGAGAAAAGGAUGAUCGUGUUGUGAUAAAAGAUCCAAUCCCUAAUUUGUUUUUUGCUAGCCAGGUAAUAAACAAUGCUUGUGCAACUCAAGCACUCUUGUCUAUUCUUAUGAAUUCUCCGGAUAUCGACAUUGGUCCAGAGCUGACGAAGUUGAGACAGUUCACCAAGGACUUCCCUCCUGAACUCAAAGGUUUGGCUAUCAAUAAUAACGAAGCGAUUCGUAUGGCACAUAACAGCUUUGCAAAGCCUGAAGAGCCAAAGGUUGCAGGCAAAGAUGACAGUGUUUAUCAUUUCAUAAGCUAUUUACCUGUUGACGGAGUGCUAUACGAGCUCGAUGGAUUAAAGGAAGGUCCUAUUAGCCUUGGACAGUGCUCCGGCACACAAAGUGAUAUGGAAUGGCUGAAGAUGGUGCAACCUGUGAUCCAAGAACGCAUCGAGAGGUAUUCCCGGAGUGAGAUAAGAUUUAAUGUCAUGGCAGUUGUCAAGAACAGGAAAGAGAUUUACACUGCUGAGCUCAAGGAGCUUCAGAAGAGGCGAGAGCAUAUUUUGCAGCAGCUGGCCGUAUCAACGUCAGAGAGACUAGUGGACAAUAGCAGCUACGAGGCGCUGAAUAAUUCUUUGUCAGAAGUGAAUGCUAGCAUCCAAGCUGCUACCGAGAAGAUCUUGAUGGAGGAAGAGAAGGCGAAGAAAUGGAAAACGGAAAAUAUUCGUCGCAAACACAAUUACAUCCCGUUUUUAUUUAACUUCAUUAAGAUUCUUGCUGAGAAGCAGCAGUUGAUGCCUCUCAUUGAGGAGGCCAAGAACAAAACAAGUAGCCCUCAGUGAAAGAAUUUUGAGUCACAAAUUGUCACAGCAUUAUGAUUUCUGUUCUACCUUGAACAAAAUAAUUUGAUAUCUUACCUAAGUUACACAAAUAACUGCAAGAUGCAUUGCUUCAAUCAAUAACUAGAACUUUUUGAAU
This is a messenger RNA of Arachis duranensis, 1244 nucleotides long. RefSeq names its product ubiquitin carboxyl-terminal hydrolase 2. NCBI's taxonomy places the organism in Eukaryota, Viridiplantae, Streptophyta, Magnoliopsida, Fabales, Fabaceae. Gene Ontology annotation, biological process: ubiquitin-dependent protein catabolic process; protein deubiquitination. The record is from RefSeq and is a predicted model, not a curated record. Gene Ontology annotation, molecular function: cysteine-type deubiquitinase activity. Bases 119 to 1108 code for a protein of 329 amino acids. Gene Ontology annotation, cellular component: cytoplasm. The transcript is spliced from 6 exons.